AUGGUGCCACUUCGUGAUGUCAUAAUUACAGAAUCUCUAAUGUUAUUUUAUAUAUUUGUUAUAAAAAUUAUAGGUGGACUGCACGAUAAAGAUGAGGCUUUAGAGAAAGAAAAUUAUAAUACAUUGAAUGAGAAAACAUGGGCGGAUUUAAUUGCAUUAUGUCAAGAAAGGGGUUUACCGGCUGAAGGAGAUAAAGCUAUAUUGAUAAAACAGCUAUUGGAUUGGAAGUCAAAUACAAGACCCGUGCCAGCACCCUCAACACCAAGGCUUUUUUCCAGUGAAGAUCAAAAUUCUAACAGACAAAAUAAUAUAAAUUCGGUUUAUAUAUCAUCAUUGCUUAUAAAAGGCGACGGAGAUGAUGGAAUAGAAUCAAUUAAUUAUGACGAACUUGUGAUUGGAAGAAAGUUAGGAUCUGGAGGAUUUAAAGAUUGUUAUGCAGGAAAACUUAAAGGAAGAUGGAAAUGUAAUCUUUUUUACCUUGGAGGUGAAUGGUCUUCUGAAAAUGAAACUAGAAAGUGGGCUAAAGGCGAAGCUGCUGCUCAAGCUGUUUUGGCAAUUUAUAAAGAGCGAUCUAAAGAGCGUGAAUGUGAAGAAGUGAAAGAUAUUCUUAUAAGAUUAACGAAAAAUGAUCGAACGCUUUUACCACCACCGCCAACAUCACCAUCACCUUUGGAAGCUUUUUCAUAUGAAUUUUUUAGAACUAAAGAAAAAGGAUACAACCUUGUUAUUCCUACUUUACCAACAUACGCCAAGUCACCAAUAUACACUAGGACAGCCAAAGUAUUCGUUAACAAAGAUGAAUUACCACAAAAUCUGUUUACUAUUCAAUAA
This is a messenger RNA of Entrophospora sp. SA101, 831 nucleotides long. Lineage: Eukaryota; Fungi; Glomeromycota; Glomeromycetes; Entrophosporales; Entrophosporaceae. The record is from the annotation of a GenBank genome assembly.